Molecule: messenger RNA, 2100 nt
Organism: Orbicella faveolata
Lineage: Eukaryota; Metazoa; Cnidaria; Anthozoa; Scleractinia; Merulinidae
Source: RefSeq, a predicted model, not a curated record
UCAACGUUUGUGUAAUUACGAUAAUGUUUACGUGUUUGAUAUCACCAAUCACCUGUCGAAAGGUCACUCGCUAUAUUUAGCGGCACUCUUUCGAGUCGAAUGAAUGGCAACGCGUUUCAAUACUCUCAUUCUUGGGUUUUUUGUGUGUUUUGUUUUUGUUCUGGUUUGACUGUUUUUUUACCGUCGAUAUGCCUGCAAACAAUAUUCUUGGAAGCAGAGACCAAAUAUAUGUCACCAAACGAUUCGAGUUGACAAGUGGUUUUCUCAGAAAUGUCUGAAGUCACCGUGACCAAGAACACUUAUCCAAGUAUGAUGCAUGACGUCAUCUCAAUGUCAAUCAAAAGUGAAGUUUCGAUUUGCUGACUUUCCGGGUCGAAAAUAAGAUUUAAAAACUUGGAACAGUCGACGGUUGCUGAAAUUGAGUUCUCUCCAGCGGGAGCAAUGACGAAGAAAGUAAAUGCAAAAACUGAACAUGAGAGAUCGAAUAACUGGCGAUCUAAGAGAGAAAAUUGUUUGGCUUACUCUAGACAUCUUUGCGUUACCACGAGAUUUACAGAUGUUAUGGGGAGAAGACCUUCAUCAUCAUCCAAAGAUGCUGUGUUGACGUCGCCUCUUACGCACGCAGCUGGGUAUGAACCAUACGAUUAUUUCGGGAGAAGAAAUUUAGCACUCCAUAGACAAGUGAGCCGAGUCCAAGGCAAGGUGGCGAGUGAAGUGUUCAAAAGGGACAUGAAAUUUUACAGAAAAUUCGGCACCAUGCCUACAAUGCUAAAAACACACACAUUAGCACCAACAUCAAAUAAAACAAGAAGAACAAAUUGUCAAGCCAAUUCAAAUUCAUUAUAUUUAUGCUGCAGCGUGGACGACGAUGCGAGCUCGUUCUGUGAUUCUGUUUCAUCAAUCGCUUGCAGCAGCAUUAGCCACGUGGAGAAACAGGAAAAAUGGACCAAAGAUGCUUGUGAGUUAUCGGACAAGACCACAAAGUUUGAUGCCAUCGAAAAGUGGUUACAAGGUUUACCCAAGCCAGUUUUCAAGACUGGUGCAGGACAUCUUUAAGUGUACAAGGCUAGCUUAAAAGUAACGCACUCCCACUUGAAUUGCAUGACUUUGUAAAUGUCUAAUUACUGUGAUAUCCGUAGCAAGCAGUGCGUAGUAAACUGUAGAUAAGGACCUCAGUAAGUAAUUUUCGAUAAUUUCAAGCAAACACCAAACAAGAAGACGUGCACAUCAUGUUUUAAGUAGGUCUCAAAAAUGGACUUCGAAAAAUCUUCAAUGCUUCCACCUUAGUUUACAUUCAGUAAUCACCGGCCGUAAUUUCUGUUGAGGGUAAAUCUUUGUAUCAAUAGAAAAUGUUAACAUAGCGUGAAAAGACUCAGUGUUUGUCAGUCAGUCAGUCAGUCAUUCUGCAGUCAGUCCGUCAUUUUGCAGUCAGUUGGUCAGUCGCUCAGUUAGACAGGUAGCAAGCUAGAUUGUUAGUUACUUAGCUAAUUUGUUAUUCUAUGUAAUCCAUUAGGAAGUCAGGUUAUUAGUCACCCUACACAAAAGAGGUAACACAGAAAAAGCCUGGCUGCGUCCUCUGAUGUUAAAUCUGGUGUAAAACUUAAUUCAUCAAUCUAGAUUCUAAUACUUUAUAAUACUUUUUUCGCUGCUUAUGUUCCUAUGCGAAAGCAACUGAUGUUUGACUCCGCUAUUAUCUAAUUUUCUAAAUAUAGCGCCAGUUUCAUUACGAGCAUGGGCUGGGUUCAUAAGAUCGCGGAAAACAUUCCAAGCCUUUCAAAACAUCAGAAGUAAUAGAGUAUACGGGUAGUGGCAGUUAGAAAGGUAGCCUACCAAAUAUGAUCUCUAAACGUUGAAGAUGGCUAUCAUCAAAUGCACAAAUUUAUUAAAAAUCAACUCUGCUUAAACCGAAGCAGCUUCUACGGUUCCAUGUUGUUUACUGUUUCGGAAUAUUACCUUAACCACGACCUUAUCUUUUGACAAAUCAAUAAAAUGCAAAAACAAAGUUUGUGUAUUUGAUGAUGCUUUAAAGCCAUAUGCGUCAUCAGAGUUUAUGAGCCAGUUUUUGAACCUUUAAAUAAAGAUCACUAUUUGUGCAAGUUA